This is a messenger RNA of Oncorhynchus mykiss (rainbow trout), 3348 nucleotides long. RefSeq lists its product as uncharacterized. Lineage: Eukaryota; Metazoa; Chordata; Actinopteri; Salmoniformes; Salmonidae. The record is from RefSeq and is a predicted model, not a curated record.
GGAAGUUAUUUUUUUAUUACUACCAGCAGCAGCAGGAGGAAGUAAACGUUUAGAAAAAUUAUAAUUAUUUAAUCAAGAACAGUAGAGGGGCAAAGUCAACUCGCUGAUCGCUGAGCUAGUAAUUAGCUCUAUGUUCAUAUCGAGACGAUUUCAAAAGGGAUGAAAUGCCAGGCUCACUGUGUAUACAGUGUCAGACACAAACCACUGUGUUUAGUAAGACCUGCAACAGUUGUUUCUUUAACCAUCCAAAAGAGAAGAUGUUACAAGCGUUGAAGAAGUAUGAUUACGAAUGGGAACACAAUGAUUGCACCCAUUAUAAUAAUAGCUCUCAGAUAUUGACUUCCACUAAAGUAUUGCUCUACAAAUUACAUACUCUGGGAUUUGUUCCCCUUCUCCUGCUUGGAAAAAGGAGAAAUGGAACAAAACAUAUCGAUAUGGAUUCCUUUUGCCCUCACCCACAAGUCAUAAAAGAAACGGGCUCUAUUGAAACACUGAGAAAUAUUUAUUUAGGUCUUCUGAAUGUCACACUCGGCACCGAGUCCCAAUGCCAGUGCUCCCCAGUGUCUUCAGAGCCAGACGGGACCCCUGCACCAGCCGAGGUAGAGGGAGCCCCUACAACAAUCGAUCCCGUGGGAACUCCUGCACCAACAGAGCUACACAGAAUACCCAUAUCCAUCCGACUGAACAUAAUACCCACACCAACAGAGACGUGCAAACACAACACACUAAUCAAUCCAGUGGAAACCCCUACAACUAUCAAUCCAGCGGGAACCCCGGCACCAACCAAGCGAGACGGAAUCCCCAUAUCUUUACGACGGAACCUAAUCCCCACACCAACAGAGCCAGGCAAACCAUCCACACCAACCAAUCCAGUGGGAAUCCCUACACCAACCAAUCUAGUUGGAACUCCUACAGCAAUUGAUCCAUCAGGAACCCCUGCACCAACUAUGCUAGACAGAAUCCCCACAUCCAUCAGCCUGAACAAAAUCACCAAACUAACAGAGCCAGACAAACACUCCACAUCAACUAAUCCUGUGGGAACCCCUUCACCAAUGAAUUCAGUGGGGACCCCUGCACCAGCCGAGCUAGACGGACUCCCCACACCAACAGACCCAGGAAAACCCUCCACAUCAACCAAGCUAGACGGAAUCCCCACAUACAUCUGCCUGAAUGGAAUCCCCACAUCCAUCUGCAUGAACGGAACCCCCACCUCAAUACAGUCCAAAAUCCCCAGACCAAUACAACCCAAAAUCCCCAGACCUAUACAGCCAAAAUUUCCCACACCAAUACAGCCAGGUAAACCCUCCACACAAAAUAAUCCAGUGGGAACCCCUAUACCAAUUGAUGAAACAUCUGACUCUUCUGAGCACCAGGACCAAGAAAUGCAAAGGCCAAAAAGAAAAAUGUGGAUAGAUGGAGAUCUAAUCGUUGCUGAAGACGGUGCAACCAUUCAAGCACAAAAGAAAAUCAAAACAACAGAAGAGUGGCUGAACAUGGAUACGGAUAGGCCCACGGUGUCAAGACAUGCAGAGGUAGACACCGAAAUAUUAGAUCAACUAGAAAAACACAAAGAAGAGUCGCUGAACAUGGAUACGGAUAGGCCCAUGGUGUCAAGACAUGCAGAGGUAGACACUGAAGUAUUAGAUCAAUUAGAAAAGAGCAGCAUUGUACAAGCAACCAACAAGCAAACUUUGUGGGCUAUAAACUGCUUUAAGGACUGGCUGGCAGAGAAACAGAUGAUAGUGGAUUUUUCAACCAUUGAGAAAUCUGAAAUGAAUGUCCUCUUGCGAGAUUUUUACUGUUCUGUUCGAAGGGGUAAAGGUGGGGAGUAUUGCAUCCCAAGCUAUAUCGGAAUCCGGGCUGGCGUGAACAGAUUCAUUAACCUCCCUCCCCUUAGCAGAUCCUGGUGCUUGAUGAAGGACAGUGAGUUUACCUCCUCUAAUAAUGUAUUUCUUGGGGUACUAAAGAAACUCAGACGAGAGGGCAGGGACAAAACUACCCAUCCUAAGGUGAUUACAGCACAAGACCUUGAGAUUCUUCAAAACUCUACUGUGCUAAGCCCCUACACACCCAGAGGACUAGUGAACAAAGUGUGGUUUGAUAUCCAGUUACACUUUGGCCCCAGAGGAAAAGAGGGCAAUAGACGGCUAACGCCACAGUCGUUUGUAAUAAGGUACGAUGAAAACGGAGCAAAAUAUGCAACGCUGACUUCCAAAGAAGAAAGACCGAACCACAAAGAUGCAGAAGAGCAGAACUGGCAGAAUCGCUGUGGAAUCAUGUUUCAGAACCCUGAUAGUCCACUCUGUCCAGUCGCCUCCUUGGAGAAGUAUCUGAGCAAGAUCCCGCCAGAUGCCACCGCCCUCUAUCUCCAUCCUAAGAAGAUGGUCAUCACCAGUGACAGCAUGUGGUAUAGCCAGGAGCCAAUGGGGUUCAACUACCUUUCAUCAAUGCUGCCCCGACUGUGCCAGGAGGCUGGUACAUUGGAAAAGUACACAAACAAUUGCUUCCGAACUUUGCGCGAGGUCAUGUCUGUCAGCAGACUGAUAGUUCCUUGAAGAGUGUCGUAGCUGAAUCAGAAUUAGUUAGGUAACAUAGAUAAAAAAUAUGUUUUAAUUAUUUUAUACUUGUCAUUAGAAUGUCUUCUUUUGGACUAUACUGUUGGCAGUUGCAUUUUCCUCUCUUCUCUAGGGAAAAGUCACUUGGGGCCCAGAGAGGUGAGAGGUCAGGCUUGUCUUUUACAUGUUUGGAAAUAGGCAGAAUAUCAGAAAGGGUAAAGUCAGGUUUAAACAUUGUCUUCAUAAUGAAUAUAUCUGUUAAACCAUGUGAAGGGCCCCACCAUGUCUGUACUCCAGUCACUCCCUCCUUUUUCCAUUGGGGGAGGAGUAUGGUAAUGUCUAGAACCAUUGUAUGUCCCCUCUGAUGUUGCCCUUAUCUUGAUUUAGUAUAUGACCUAGAGGCUCACUACCCUCAGGGAGUUUGUCCAGGAGGGGUGUAUUUGAGAUGGGAGUAUCUAGAAUUGACAAUUGAUAUAUGCCAUUGGAUGAGGAAAUGUUUUGGUAAUAUGAAGUACCAAGAACGAGAUUAGAACCUCGUCUUAGAGAGCAAACUGAACAAUAAUUUAUAGCUAAUGCUAUCUGGCUAUGGGAUACUCCUCUCUCUCAAGUAAAAGGCCUUUGUGCUGUUUUCCUAUUAUCUGUGGUUCGUCAUGUAAGUGAGAGGGGUGGAUCUUUGCUAUAAAAGAUCUGUUGCCAUUACGUUGACACUCAGAAUUCAUUUAUAGACACUGAAUUGAUCUGAGAGUCACAGGGCUAUGGUGAAGCUCAUAUUAUUAAAAUAUUAAGUUUAAAG